Molecule: messenger RNA, 1416 nt
Organism: Anthostomella pinea
Lineage: Eukaryota; Fungi; Ascomycota; Sordariomycetes; Xylariales; Xylariaceae
Source: the annotation of a GenBank genome assembly
AUGGCAUCGACGAAGCCCGAAGGCGCUCACCUUACCUCGUAUGAACCGGCUUUGACGGGGCCCGAAGUGGCCGAUAUCAACAAGUCGAGCAGUAGAGAUGAGCCUCCGCCGGGGGUUAAAGACGAUGCAUCAUUAAGUCCGACGCAGGAAGAUGGCACGGAGAUCAAUUUCAAGAACUUGGAGUGGUGGCAAGCCGGCUUGGUCAUGAUAGCCGAGACCAUCUCCCUCGGUAUCCUUUCGCUCCCAUCUGCCAUCGCGAACAUCGGCUUGGCUCCAGGCAUCGUCCUCAUUCUGUUUCUGGGCAUUCUCUCCACCAUUUCCGGUCUGGUAAUGGGCGAGUUCAAGCGCGCAUACCCGUGGGUGAAGAAUUUCGGCGACGCCGGAGAGGUGCUUGGACGACCGAUUGGGAUGGGCCGGUUCUUCCAGGAGUUCUUCGGCUGGGCGCAGACGAUAUUCCAGAUCUUCGUCAUGGGAAGCCACUUGCUGACGUGGACUAUCUGCCUCAACACGCUGACGGAUAGCUCCACGUGCACUAUUGUGUGGGCUUUCGUCGGUUUGGCGGUAUUCUGGGUGCUGAACAUUCCGAGGACGCUGAAGUACACGAGCUACAUGUCGAUUGUCUCGUUCCUGUCAAUCUUUACGGCCGUCCUCAUGACCAUGAUCGACGUAGGCAUCGAGCGGCCGAUCGGCAGCGGCCACAUCGACGUAUCACGACAGCUGAGUUUCACGACGGCCUUCUUGCCAGUCACCAACAUCGCUGUCGCCUUCAGCGGACACUCUUGUUUUUUCGCCGUCAUGUCCGAGCUCAAGAAACCGGAGGACUGGUCCAAGGCCCUGGCUCUGCUGCAGAUCUGCGACACCACCAUCUACCUCGUCGCUGCCAUCGUCAUAUAUUUCUACGUCGGGCCGGACGUGCCAUCUCCAGCGCUUACGGCUGCGGCGUCGCUGACCCUGCGGAAGGCCAUAUGGGGGAUCGCAAUACCGACUAUCGUCAUUGCUGGGGUCAUCUACGGGCAUGUUGCCGCCAAGUACGUGUUCGACAGGGUAUUCGCGGGAACGGUGCACAUAGAGAAACGCACGCGUUGGGGCACUGCUGGCUGGGCUGGUAUCACUGUGGCGGUAUGGGCCAUCGCGUUGGUCAUUGCGGAGUCCAUACCGGUGUUUAGCAGCUUGCUUGGUUUGGUCUGCGCUUUGUUCGCGAGCUGGUUCUCGUAUGGUAUACCCGGGAUACUCUGGCUGUUUAUGUACAAAGGGGCGUGGUUCAGAGAUGGGAAGAGCAUAGCCAUGUUCGGCGUUAACGUGGCAUUGUUCUUGACGGGGCUAACAAUAUGUGCGUUGGGGCUUUGGAGCUCUGCUACAGCCAUAUCUGCGGAGACGGGGACGGCUGCUUGGACCUGCAAGAGUAAUGCCGGGUGA